Molecule: messenger RNA, 1684 nt
Organism: Lolium perenne
Lineage: Eukaryota; Viridiplantae; Streptophyta; Magnoliopsida; Poales; Poaceae
Product: aspartate--tRNA ligase 2, cytoplasmic
Biological process (GO): aspartyl-tRNA aminoacylation
Cellular component (GO): cytosol; cytoplasm; aminoacyl-tRNA synthetase multienzyme complex
Molecular function (GO): aspartate-tRNA ligase activity; RNA binding; ATP binding
Source: RefSeq, a predicted model, not a curated record
UACUCCUACUUAUUGUUGUUCUUGCUUUCCCCUCGUCAACACUCCCGCAAUGUCGUCGGAAAACUAUGGUGACGUUCCCUUGGAGGAGCUCCAGUCCAAGGCCAUCUCCGGCCGGUCCUGGACAGACAUCAGCGACCUCGAUGAGGCCGCGACGGGCCGCUCCGUGCUGAUCCGCGGGUUUGCGCAGGCGAUCCGCCAGGUCGGCAAGAAGAGGGCGUUCGUCGUGCUGCGCGACCGCAUCAGCACCGUGCAGUGCGUGCUCAGCGCCAGCGAUGACACGGGCGUCAGCACGCAGAUGAUCAAGUUUGCCGCCUCCAUCAGCAAGGAGAGCGUCGUUGACAUCGAGGGCGUCGUCUCCCUCCCGGAGAAGCCCAUCGAGGCCACAACACAGAAGGUGGAGAUUCAGGUUACGAAGGUCCAUUGCAUCAGCCCGGCCAUCCCCACACUUCCAUUCAACCUUGAGGAUGCAGCCCGUAGUGAAGCAGAAUUUGAGAAGGCUGAGCAGAGUGGACAGAAACUGGCACGUGUUCUCCAGGACACACGAUUGAACCAUCGAGUUGUCGAUCUGAGGACACCCAUGAAUCAAGCAAUCUUCGGUGGUAUCCUAGACCAUGUUGAGCACAAAUUCAGGGACUAUUUGCGCUCAAAGAAAUUUAAAGUGGUCCACAGCCCCAAGAUUAUUUCUGGAUCAAGUGAAGGCGGUGCAGCUGUAUUCAAGCUACUGUACGUUAAUGGCGAGCCUGUUUGCUUAGCACAAUCUCCUCAAUUACACAAGCAGAUGAGUAUUUGUGCUGGCUUAGGCCGUGUGUUUGAGGUUAGUUCUAUAUUUAGAGCCGAAAACUCAAACACACACAGGCAUUUGUGCGAGUUUACUGGCCUGGAUGCAGAGAUGGAGAUAAAGGAGCACUACUUUGAGGUUUGUGAUAUUAUAGACGGAUUAUUCGUAUCAAUGUUCAACUACCUCAAUGAAAAUUGCCGACUGGAACUGGAGAUCAUAAAUAAGCAGUGUCCAUUCGAGCCUCUGAAGUACCUAGAGAAAACCUUGAGGCUAACAUAUGCGGAGGGAAUUGAAAUGUUGAAGGAAGCUGGAAUUGAAAUCGAGCCUAUGGGUGACCUCAACACAGAAGCUGAGAAACAACUUGGUCGGCUUGUUAAGGAGAAGUAUGGCACAGAAUUUUUCAUUCUACAUCGGUAUCCUUUGGCCGUACGCCCUUUCUACACCAUGCCUUGUUAUGAUGACCCUGCUUACAGCAACUCGUUCGAUGUCUUCAUUCGAGGCGAGGAAAUUAUUUCUGGAGGACAACGAAUUCAUACGCCUGACCUUCUGAGAAAACGUGCAAAGGAGUGUGGAAUUGAUCUAAGCACUAUUAAAUCAUACAUAGACUCAUUCAGAUAUGGUGCACCUCCGCAUGGAGGUUUUGGUGCCGGGUUGGAGAGAGUAGUGAUGCUAUUCUGUGGCCUCGACAACAUCAGGAAGGCAUCUCUUUUCCCUCGCGACCCACACAGGCUCGAGCCAUAAGGCUAUUGGGAGGCUUCGUAUUGUAUUGGGUUGAACGUCCAAUACCCAGGAUAUUGAUAUUGAGAUCAAAUGCCAAUAUUUUUUGUUUCGAUGUUUAGAUAUUUGAAACCCAAACUUGAUAUUGAUGUAGAUUGCGAAAAUUCAAUUCGGCUCCUAGGUGCCAUA